Klebsormidium nitens is the source of this 2283-nucleotide messenger RNA. NCBI's taxonomy places the organism in Eukaryota, Viridiplantae, Streptophyta, Klebsormidiophyceae, Klebsormidiales, Klebsormidiaceae. The record is from the annotation of a GenBank genome assembly.
CAACAAAAUCAAUGGGUGCAGGCUCAGGAAAGCGGAUCAGGGCGGAUGCCUGGCACACCAGUGAAUUGCAAGGCGAAUUUGGCACGCUUCACAGAGGGAAUCGAGUGCAGGCUUGCAGGCGGGAUUUGGCGCAUCCGUUUAUUGACGAGGGCACAGGAGGUACCUAGUCUCCGGGGUUGCGAACUUCUCUGCAGAAGUCGUGUACUGAAGGUUCUUUGAGACAAGAAGGUGCAGACGCUGCCCCCACGUCGGGGGAGACUGCGUGCAAGCGAACUACAAUGGCAGAAACAUCGUUCUGAUAAGGAGUAGAUCCAAGCGUGGUCAAAAUAACACGGGGGUUGCCCCAUUGGGAAUUCUCUGGGACACCAUGGUCGGACUUAAUGUCACCGCGGUUCAAAAUUAUGGAGCCAGUGCUAGUGGGCAUAGCGCUGUGUCUGGGCCAGUCUACAUCCUCAUUGCGUUCAUUUGCACGGCGUUUGCUUGCUUCACGUCGAUCAUUCACAUCCUGCGCCACCUGCAAAACUACACAGAGCCUGUGUUUCAGAGGUAUAUUGUGAGGAUCAUCUUCAUGGUUCCGGUUUACGCGUUGAUGUCCUUCCUUGCGCUCUUUCGAAGUGAGCAGGCCAUAUGGUUCAACACGAUCAGAGACGUGUACGAGGCAUGGGUCAUCUACAAUUUCCUGGCGUUGUGCUUGGCAUGGGUUGGGGGUCCCGGGCAAGUUGUGGUCAGCCUCUCGGGCCGUUUGAUGAAGCCCUCCUGGGCGCUCAUGACCUGCUGCCUCAGUCCUAUACCGCUGGAUGGGCGCUUUCUGCGCAAGUGCAAGCAGGGCACGCUCCAGUUCGUCAUCCUGAAGCCGGUGCUGGCGGCCGCGACGCUCAUUCUACAUUCCAAGGGCCUCUAUUCGGAGGGCCACUGGGGCGCGGGCGAGGGCUACCUCUACCUUACUUUCAUCUACACCAUCAGCUACUCUCUGGCGCUGUACGUGCUGCUGCUGUUCUACUUCGCCUGCGAGGACCUGCUCCGGCCAUACAAGCCGCUGCCCAAAUUCAUCGUCAUCAAGUCUGUCGUGUUCGCAACCUACUGGCAGGGCGUCUUAGUCUUCCUGUUCGCUAAGGCGGGUCUUAUCACGAACCCCGCCACCGCCGCCGACCUGCAAAACUUCCUGCUCUGCGUCGAGAUGGCGAUCGCAGCCGUUGGCCAUAGGUGGGCCUUUCCGCACUCCGACUUUGCCAACGCGCCGGGCGUGGCGGGAGGCCUGGGGGGCAGCAUCACUCACGCUAUUGCGAUCAACGAUGUGGCGUCCGACACUCUGCACAACUUCGCCCCCACGUACCAUGACUACAUCCUGUAUAGCGACGGCACUGCCGCGGCGCCUCGGCGGUACCGGACAAGGACUUUCGUUCCAACCGGGCACGAAAUGUCCGACCUGCGCAAGGGGGGCAAGGACAGCGGCUGGUCGUCGGGCCUCGAACGAGCGGACCGCGGGAGUUUCUCGCCUGAUUACUCCUCAGGGUCGGGGGGGUCGAGCCCUGAAAAGGUACGGGCGGGGGCCAAAGUCGCUGACGCGCCGGACAACUUGUUAGAUGCACCAGCACCAAUCGUUUUGGAGACGGACGAUAUGGAAAUUGGGCUGAACAAGGCGCCGGACUCGAGCAAGGGGGACCCCAGCUGGCAGGCGCGACGCUCGAGUGCGAUGAGCACUGUGGAUGAGGAGGGGGGGCAGGAGGAGAUGCAUUUACGAGCAGGGGAGAGCCGUCGGACGUCUGUAGUAUCCGGAGACAGCAGAAGGUCAUCCGGCCUUUUGGGCAUCCGAGAUGAGGAUCUCGCGCCUGACGCUCUUCACAAAAACAAGUGGUUGCUUGACGAAACCCCGAGCGCAGAGAGCAGCCGGCGGGGCUCGUUUGCGCAACCGCCAAACUCGAAAACUCGACCAUCGGAUGGGGACCCGAAAAAGUGAGGCGUAGUGUGGCGAUUGUAUAGUAGCAUGCAUGUGACGGCUUGAAUUAGUUGUUGCCAACAGAAGGCAGCUUAUGUUGAGCUGAAGGUCAUUCAGGAACUUAGGCGACAGGAAAAUUUUUGGGCUAUACAGGCUCUUUGAUUGUAGAAACAGGCAUGUCGAACGGCAUAAGGCGAAUUGCAAAUGCUUCCGGAGUCCCUUAUUCAGCUCUCGCUGGAGUCGACUGGUCGAGGGGUGGUUGGAAGUUGUUCUUUCUUGAACCAUUCUGUGGAAUGAGAACGCUUUCAUAGCCAUUUUGGAAUGGAUCAUAUUUUCGUGAUGAGGCU